UCUUCACUUUCCAAGCAACCCCAACGCAGACCCUCUCUCUCUGUCUCAAAAUCACGUUCCUCUGCCCAUUUUCUUUUAAAAUUUUUUUAUUUUUUUUUGGAAAAAUAAAUAAAAUCAGAGAGUAUAAGUGUCAUAGGAUCAUAUAAUAUCAGAAGGAAAUUUGAGUUCCUUGAUUCUCUCCUUUUUCGAAAUCUUUGUCCUACCCAUUUUUAUUUCUGGGUUUCAGCCACAAUAAUGCAAGUUGCUACUCAACCACUCACAAACGGAGUUGCAGAGGUGUCUUCUCCGAAUGAUCAUCGAGAAGAGGAAGUCUCAAAGGGAGAGGGCUCAAAUUCAGGACCUAGCGAGAGGCGCUCAAAUCUUUCACUUCAAAUACCCCCUAGGCCCAUUGGUUUUGGCAGUAGCCUUAGUGGGAAGGGUUUACUGCGAUCUCAAGCUUCGAACAAAGGUAGUCCAUCGCCAGGAGGCUUCUUGCGGGGUCUAAGCUUCAAGAAAAAAGUUUCCAUAGCUGAAGGUGAAAGAAGUUCCCUCCUCAAUUCAGACUCCAGGACAGCACUUGAAAGUCCAAUCAUGGCAAGUUUCAAGGCGGCAUUUUCCUGGAGCAGGUCUACAUCACUUCCAGUUUCCCGUGAGCCAGGUUUCUCCCCUUCAAUUCCCACGCCUACUUCAGCAAGGAUGCCCGGUGAAUGUCAUAAGACCAAUAAAGGAGUAGUUUCGAGGUCCUUGUCUAUUCCUGGGAAAAAUGUUGUCAUUGUAAGAUCCAUGUCUUUUUCUGCCAAUACAGAGCACAUCAUGUCAGAAUCUAGCAAUGCAGAUCAUAUGACUCCCACCCCAAUGGGCUGUGAUGACGAAGAGAUUCCAGAAGAAGAAGCUGUGUGCCGGAUAUGUCUGGAUGCAUGUGAAGAAGGUAACACACUCAAAAUGGAAUGCAGUUGCAAAGGUGCCCUCAGACUUGUACACGAAGAAUGCGCCAUUAAGUGGUUUAGCACAAAAGGAAACAAAAAUUGUGAUGUAUGUGGGCAAGAGGUCCGGAACUUGCCUGUAAUUUUGUUUCGUGUGACAAGCUCUGCUCAACGAAAUAACAGACAGGACAACAUCCGACAGAAUUCGACUUCGCAAGCUAUAAGUGCAUGGCAGGACUUUGUGGUGCUUGUCUUGAUUAGCACAAUAUGCUAUUUCUUCUUCCUGGAGCAGCUACUGAUUCAUGACUUGAAGACUCAAGCAAUCAUAAUUGCUGCCCCAUUUGCAUUUACCUUGGGGCUUUUGGCGUCGACUUUUGCAGUCAUACUAGCAAUCAAGGAGUACAUAUGGACAUAUGCUGCUUUGGAGUUUGCACUUGUAGCCAUCAUUGUCCAUGUUUUCUAUAGUGUGCUUCAUCUGAAGGCAAUAUAUGCCGUAUUGCUUUCUUCAUUUUUGGGCUUCGGAAUAGCUAUGAGCCUCAACUCAUUGUAUCUUCAAUAUUUUGCUUGGAGAGCUCAGGUUGCGGGCGCCCAGGAACGUAACCCAGUUUGACCCCUAAACCGGCUAGGGACUAUGUUCAAGCCUUCUGUUCCGCUCAUCUUUGGAUAGAUUUCUGAUAAUACAUAUAUAUAUAUAUAUAUAUAAAUAUAUAUGUAUUACAUCUUUAACUCCCACAAAACAUCAAGAGUUAUGUUCUGUAACUGAAUGAAGUAAAGCUGCAGGUCUUUUCCCUUUACAUUUCAUUGCCUGGGUACAAGUACAAAAUAAUACAUUACAUAAUAUUAAUUCCGACCAAUGAUACA
Molecule: messenger RNA, 1763 nt
Organism: Tripterygium wilfordii
Lineage: Eukaryota; Viridiplantae; Streptophyta; Magnoliopsida; Celastrales; Celastraceae
Product: probable E3 ubiquitin ligase SUD1
Exons: 8
Coding region: 235-1512 (425 amino acids)
Molecular function (GO): zinc ion binding
Source: RefSeq, a predicted model, not a curated record